ACAAAAACCAAAGUGUUAAAACAGUUACCAGGAUUGUGUGUGGGACAAUUUCUUGUCUGGUUGCCUGGUAACCUCAUGGUGAUGUUUUUACACCUCAGUUUUUGUACUUGUUAAACAAACGAAAUAUAACGUGUUAAUUGGUGAGUUGAAGAAGUGCUAGUAGGCAGAUUGUGUUACCUUUGGACAGAGCUAGGCUAGCUGUUUCUUUCUGUUUCCAGUCUUGAUGUUAAGCUAAGCUAACCGGCUGCUGGCUCGAUGUUUAUAUUGAACAGAUCAGUCCGACCGUCAGUAGUAGGAAGGCCAGAGCGAUGGCAGAUUGUCCACUAAUCAAUCCAUCAUUUUUCGUUUCACACAUUUCAUCAGCUAUAAUGACCAACUUGUGUCUUAUUCGGGUUGUUGAAUGUUUUAAAUCCACUGCUAGAUUAAUAUUAAAGCGCUCACUUUUUGACUGCAGGUGAAACAGACUCAUUUUUAUGCUAGCCUGUGUUUGCUCCAUUGAUCUGCUGACCAGCCAUAUAUGUGUGUGCCUAUCUCUGUGUGUAUAAACAGCUUAGUCAUGUCGUCUAGCUCUCCUCAGCCUGCUUAGGUCACAGGUCGGCGUCUGUUUGUCGGGCUGAGCAACAUUUCCCGGAGGAAUUCAGGACAAUGCCACAUACUGGAAGUCUGCAUAUAUCACCUUAAACAAACAUACCCGCUGCAUACCUUUCUCCAACUAUUUACUGAAUUCCGAAUUGUUCAUUUAAUUCAGGGAUGUACAGCUCCUUACCAACAAGCCCUGCAAAAUAUCCGUUUAAACAGGGGCCAGGGUAAAUGUCUGUAAAUGUUUCACUACAUGUUUAGUUGAAAGCUGCAGCAUUCCCAGUCAAAGUAUGCAAAAGGUUACAGUUUGAUGUGCAACAGUUUGAUGCAAUCUGUGGUCUCACCCUGGGAGACUUUCACCCAGUUUAUGUUUAUCACCUCAGCAUGUUUAUGACAAUAAUGAAUGGACACCAGACAGAUGAGAAACACAAAAAAGUUAAAGUCUGUCACGCCAGCUGCUUUCUGUUGAAGCAAGAGAGUUUGUUUUUCACUGUAGGUUUUGGCCCUUCCUGUGAAUGGAGAAGUGUCUUUACUCAUGAUCAGUAUUGCAUUCUUGCAAAUCUGCAGGUCUUCCAAGGUAUUAUGCUCGGUACGGAUUUAAACUCUUGACCUGUCUUUAGUAGUUACAAGGAACCAGCAUAGUUCUUUACUCCAGGCUAUGUUGGAAUUGCCGUGAGGCAGAAAACAAACCCAUCCCAAACUGGCUGAGUGAGAGAGGGAAGUGAGUGAACAAGAGGAGGAGGGGGUUGUGGCCCUGCAAUAAAAAAAAUGAGGGGAGGAGUAGAUGAAUAAAGGACGGGCCUAAUGUUGUCUCUGAAAUUUUUAACACUGGAUUCUUAUCGUUCGGUUGAUCAUGUUGCACUGCCGCUGACGGGAUCGAGAGAGAGGCUGACACUUCAAAUAAUGGCUUAAUCCCUUAGUUGUAUUUUGGACUGCUCAACAGGCCAGAAGUCUCAGUGUAAAGAAAUGGCCUGUAUGGAGGUAGAGACACUCAGUGACUGCUGCACUCACUUCAGAGCAGUCCUGCAGUUGAGGCUUCAGCAAAGGCGAACCCGGGAGCAGCUGGUGGAGCAGGGCAUCAUGCCACCUCUGAAGAGCCCGGCAGCUUUCCAUGGGCAGAUUCGCAGUUUGGAGCGAGCGAGGACUGAGAAUUUUCUCAAGCACAAGAUCCGCAGUCGUCCAGAGAGAGCAGAGCUGGUCAGGAUGCACAUCCUGCAAGAGACUGGAGCGGAACCAUCACUUCAGGCCACCCAGAUGAGACUGAAGAGGGCCCGGCUGGCCGACAACCUGAACGAGAAGAUCGCCCAGAGACCCGGUCCCAUGGAGCUGGUGGAGAAAAACAUCCUGCCGGUGGAUUCCACCCUUAAACAGGCAAUAAUCGUGGGCCAGGUGAACUAUCCUAAGGUUCUGGAUGAAGACAGCUACGAUGCCCUGUCCCCGGAGCAGCCAGCCAGCCAGGAGUCCCAGAGUUCUGUCCCCUCUCCAGCAGAGAGCAAAGUGCCAGAGACGCCCUCUCCAGCCCCAGCAGCACCAGCACUACCCAGCCCCCUGCUGCAGGCAUUCCCAGUUGUUACACAAGCAACAACAGACUUUGUGAAAGUGAUCUCUACCAAUGAGCCGCCUGCCAGCCGCCCAGCUGUCACUCCUGCACAGCCAGUCACCACAGCUGCUCCUUCCAAACCAGGCCCAACACUGGUAAAACAAAGCCAGCAGAAGACGCCCUCAGAGAAGAGCCGCAGUAAGAAGGGCAAAGAGCCCAAACCCAGGGUGAAAAAGCUCAAGUACCACCAGUAUGUUCCCCCAGACCAGAAGCAGGAGGCCAGUGAAGCACCCAUGGACUCCUCUUAUGCCCGACUACUGCAGCAGCAGCAGCUGUUCCUCCAGCUGCAGAUCCUCAGCCAGCAACAACAGCACUACAACUACCAGACUAUAUUACCAGCACCACUCAAACCUGUGGCAGACGGUCAGAGCAGCAGCGCCAGCAGCCUGCCAACCUCCAUCAUGGUGUCCUUGCCCACUGCACCUCCACCUUCCACCGUGGCUGCGGCUCGCUCAAACAACUCGCUCUCUAACCGCAAGCCAGGAGUCUUGCCUGCCAACCUGGAGGAGAUGAAGGUGGCUGAGCUAAAACUGGAGCUAAAGCUGCGUGGCCUCCCCGUGUCAGGAACAAAGACUGAUCUGAUAGAAAGACUGAAGCCUUUCCAGGACAAUCCUAGCACCUCUGCUCCCAACACCGCUCCUGCUCCUGCCACCACCAUCAUCUCCUCCGUCCCCAUGGAGGUCACCAGCACCACUACCACCCCUGCUUUAGUCCUCCCAGUCCAGCAGGCGGCUUCAGAGAGCAUGAACCCAACACCGCCGGUCUCACCCAAUCCCACCGAUCCCUCCACCCACCACCAGGAUGUAGGCAUGUCUGAGGCUCCUGAAACACAAACGAUAAGCUCUGGCUGGGCGGGUCAGCGGUCCUCGCCUCUCCUGUCCUUCCAAGUCCCAGAGGAAAAGGACAGGAGGCUCCAUGAGAAGGAGCGACAGAUCGAAGAGUUGAUGAGGAAGCUGGAGCAGGAGCAGAGGCUGGUGGAGGUCCUGAAGAUGCAGCUGGAGGUGGAGAAGAGGGCCAGCACUUCCGACUCUGCCUCUGUGUCUCCCAAACUCACCUCUGUACCUGCAAUGAACCCUGUUCCCACUGUCCUGAGCUCAAAUGUAGUAAAAAUGGAGGGUACAGUCCUGUCUAACUGCUCAUCCACUACUGCUACAAUCCCUAACUCUAUCCUGGGCUCCCAGACUCUUUCCCCUCUGCCAACUGUGGUCAAGUUGGAGGAUGUGACUGUUUCCUCUGGCAAGCCGCUCCAGCUCCAGACCCAAACCCAGCUCCUCACCCAGAUCCAGCCCCAAGCCCAGUCCCAAGUAACCACCAGCCCGCAGCUACUCUCUCAGUCACAGAGAAGUCCCAAACUCCAGACCCAACCCCAGUCCCAACCCGCAGCCCCCAGCCUGCAGCAGUUCUUCAUCAGCCACACAGGUGGGGUGUCCCAGGUGCUGGGUCAGCCUCAGACCUUGUUAACCACAACUGGCCAGGCUGGAACUCAAAUCCUGCUCCCAGUCUCACUACCAAACAACGCCACUGCGAUCCAGCUGCCAAGCACCACUGUCAGCCUGCAGCCUGUUCUUCAGGCCACGGUCUCAAAUCCAGGCCUGGUGCAGGGCUCAGUUCCUCAGCUGCCAACCACUAAGAUGGAGACGGCACCCAGUCAGCAGUUAGCCACCAACCAGUUGCUACAGACUUUAACUAUGUGCAAUAACACCACUGGUUUGGAGAACCAGACUGGACCAGAGAUGAAUCCCCAGUGUUUCCUGAGAAGCUCCCCAGAGAACAGGGUCUCUCCCCGGGCUUCACCCAACCACAUCUCCAACGGACCCUUCAAUAAGUCUUCUUCUCCCCAGCCUGCCUUCAUCCUUCAGUCCACCUCGCUUAUUACUCAACCUCCCAAGACAAGAGAGCCUCCCCGCUACGAGGAGGCCGUCAAACAGAGCCGCAACUUGCACGCCAACCAUGUUUCACAGGUUCCCACGGCAACCAGCCAGCAAAUGGAUGACUUGUUCGACAUUCUCAUAGAAAGUGGAGAAAUCACUCCGUUUAUCCAGCAGGACCCUUCAGUGUCUGUCACAAAGACAGUCCCAGUCACAGCAAACAUCACCACCCUACCAGUCAACACUGCCCUCUCCAGGCCGCCUCCACAGAUCCAGUUGGCCCCUCCGCCCACCCUGAGCCCCAUCAUCGGCCAUAGCCUGCCCAGCCUCUCCUCACUGGCCACAGACAAUCAGCUGGAGGCCUUUCUGGAGGGCACGCUGGCCGAUACGACGACAGCGACAGACCCGCGCACACGGGGCUUGAUGGAGGAGCUGCAGGCCCAGCUGAUGGACCAGCAACCCUACUCACCCAUGGACACAUCAGACCUGUCCUUCUGCGAUUCCUCCUCGCCCCCUUCCUCGCUCAACAUGGGCCUGUCUGACCCGGGCCUGGACAAUAUGGAGUGGCUGGACCUCACCAUGCCUCCUGGUCCCGCCGGGGCCCUCACACCUCUGGGGAUCCCAACGGACUUCCUGGAUACACACGACCUGCAGCUGCACUGGGACUGACGGAGGGAUGGAUGAAAGAAAAAGAAAGAUUGAGUGAAGGGAGCUGAGCCUGGAGCGAGAGAUGGAUGGAUGGAUGGAUGAAGAGAAGAGAAGAAGAAAGGGGCCGACAGCCGACAGAGUUUGAACAUUUUAAAUAAGGAAGCAGAAGGAGGAGAAAACAUGGUAUUUCUGUGCCAUAUCACUCUUUCCAGUACAUCCAUACCAUCUGUAAUAUUCCCACUAACUACAGUAAGAAACGCUGUACAGGCAGUGCACUGAUUCAAGCUGAACUACGAGCAGGCGUUUGAACAGCUUUAAAACAAGGUCUGUUAUGGCUGAACCAGAGCCAGAAUAAGGUCAUCACCAAGGUGAUGGUGGUCACCUGUAGUAUUAGUGAUAAAGGGGUUUUAAACAGAGUAGACUUUUUCAGUGUCUGAUGUCAUGGUUUUAAUGGUCACUUACAGAGACGAGGAGACAGCCAAAUGAAUACUGGUAGCACAGACUGUUUGUAAAUACACUUUAAACCACACUAAUACAACUUCACUUUCUCUGGGACAGAGAGCCUGAAUAGUAUUGAUGAUAGUGAAAUUGACCGUUGUUGUUUAUACUGGAGGUUUGGCUGGUUGGCUUCCAGUGAACAUUGCAUCAAUUUUACUGUGCAAACACAGUAACCAAUGUUAAAUGGUUCAUAAAUACUUUUGCAUGUGGUCUGAUGUUCCACUGAAGUAUACUGUGCCAUACCAGGUUAUAAAAGCUGGUUGUUACUACACAUUAACUAUGUCACUAUAAAGGCAGUCCCGGUUAGCGGAUGAAAAAUGAAAUCUAGUUGUAAUUACGAAAUUUAUCAGCUUCUCACUAAAAAUGCAUCAGAGGCUUGUCCUGGGACAUGGGUUUGUCAGGAUGUCCGCACAGCCUCAGAUACUCUCCUGGGACAGACUCAGUCAGUGGAAGUGCUUUGACCGGAAGCGAGGCACGUUUUUAAAGGGAUUCACUAGCUGAGAGGAGGUCAAGCCUCUGUUCACACUGGUCUAGUCUACCACAUAGUGUAGAUUACAUGUUUGCUGACUAAUCUGAUACGUUGCAUCAGAGGUGACUGUUUCCUUCUAAAAGACCCCUGCGGUCAAGCUGAUGAACCAUUGACUAAAGAACAAAGACUGGACUUGGAGUUGGACGACGAGAGGAGCGAGCUCCUCCACCUACGUGAGAGCUAUGCACUAAAGAGGCGGGGAGAUUCGACAACGCGCCUCAUCUGCCUCGAACAAAGAAAAGGUGAACUUUGCAUAUCCGAGGCGAUCGUUAAUAUGAAGUGAUCAAUAUGGCUGGCGAUGGGCGUUAAGAUCCUGUGGCCAAAUGCUCCAGAGAUACUGCAGUUGUUGUCCAAGUAUCUUCUUUUGAAUGUAAUGAAAAGAUCAAAGAAAAAAAAAAAUAGGACUAAACUCACAAAGUUGGCAGCUUUUUUUCUCGUGAUAGUGAACUGGCGUAAAACAGUGGAAAGGGAACAAAUAUCAGUUCAUGACACACGCAGACACACACUUACGUAGGUGGGAACGCUGUGUGUGCUGCAGGUUGUGUCAAGGAGUAAAGAUGUCUUUGGAGAUGAGCUUUAUAUCUAGCUGUCCUACAGUAUCCCUGCACUUUGUCUCUGUGUGUGUGUGUGUGUGUGUCAAGGUGGGAAAUUACUGCUUCACUAGCCAACAAACAUGCUAGUUAAUAAUUCCCUGUAGCUGAUAUGUUAGUCUGCUUUAACAGCCUCUACAGUAAUAUUUGGCUGGUGAAACAGUCUAACUUGUGAUCGGCUGCUGUGACCUGCGGACAAAGUUGGUUUCCUCACCGAGGAGUGUGUGAGAGAGAGGCAAGAAAGCAUGUUGGUCUGUGUGUGUGUGUGUGUGUGUGUGUGUGGAUGGAUUUGUCUUCCUGUCUCUUGCAUGUACACCCUGGGUCCCUGUGUGCAUGAUUGUAUUCACGUUUAAUCUCGGGCAGUUUCGAGCUCUUUCUCAGACGUCGCCCGCAAGUUGUGUGAAGAAAUCUGCUAAUAUCUUUAAAAAAAAUCAUUUGCUAUCCAGUCGACAUAUUUAAAGGCUUCUGAUGACUGUUUACUGUUUUUAUCUGUAUUGUUCGGUUGGUGUCCUACAGUCAAAAAACGCACACACACCUUUGAGGUGUGAUACGCAGUGGGGCGUCGGCACAGAGGGCUUAUCUGCUUUAAAAGCCGUCAUAAAUUCUAGAUGUUUAUUUUUAAUGGAUUGCAUCAUAUCCCACUCAGUUUUUUUUUUUUUUUCUAACCUAAAUAUUGAGUUACUGAUUCAGUAUCUCAGUUUAAAGAUUCUUAUGGGAUAGAUACAGUCUUUACUGUAUGGCACUUUGAAAUUUUUUUAAAUCAGUCAUGUCCAGUGAAAUCUCAUUUCUAGAACAUUUUAACCACUUUAUUCUGUCAUUACGUCCAAGGGCACUAGAGGGCGUUGCCCCUCUUCUGUUGUGGCUUCACGGCACAUUUUCAGUGGCUGUUGGUACUUCAGGGUCAUUUCUAGCAGGAAACCAUUAAAUGGGGGUGUGUUUUUUGGGGGGGAUUUUUUUGCAUUUAAAACAAAUGUGUUUUUUCCUGUAUAAUGCUGAUUAGCUUUUCAUGUCAGCAAUAAUGUGGUGACCUGAGCAAAAACUGAUUGAGAGCCCUUUAUGUGAACACUGUCUGGUCAAAGAAGUGCGAUGCUCUUACCGCUGCACUCACACAUGUAUCAUCAGAUCAGGCCAAGACACAUGGAUGUGCCCAAAUCUAUUACGUUUGACCACCUUAAAAGAGUUUCGCCAAACACUGCACGGACCUGCUUCCUGGGCUUUGUCGUAUUUCAGUUUUUGUUUUUCAUGUUAACCCACCUGUUUAAGGCCCAGUCAGAGAUGGCCUCAUUCUAUUGGUCACCUCUGGUUGGUGCACCUUUUGGUUGAGUCGCGUCGGGGGUUUGUAGACCCCAGUAUACCUGCUUGCGGGUCUAGUUGUAUUUCUGUUUUGUUUUCCCACAUUGUUGCAACCUACAUAGGAUGAACAGUCACUAGUUGAUUCAUGUGUAUCCUAGAAGAGAGAGUUAAUAGUGUUUUCUUUCUCAACUCUGUCAGCUUUAAGGCUAUCAAAUUAGAUAUUUUGUUGCCAAAAGGGCAGUGGAACAUAUUAUCACAUUUUGUUAAUGUUUCUCACAUUUUUUGUAUUUAUCACUUUUCUUUUUUUAGCGUGGAAAGUAAAAGAAAAAAACAUUUAAUCUUGUUUUCAUGCUUAUGUAAAAACAUUGUAAAAGAUUGAGUGUGUAUAUUUUUGGUUUGCAGAGUUUCAUUUUGUUUUUAUUUUAUUUUAUUUUUCAUAUCGGACAUACACAAACCUCUUGGCUGCAGCAAAUCUACACAUGUAUGUGAUUCACACUCGAUGUGAACCAUUGUGGUCGCUGACUGGCCAGACAGGGACAGCUAAAAGCAAUAAUGGCUGCUCUCCCUUGAUAUACUGUACUGUAUGUCAGAUCCUGCCUUGAUUUUAUUAAUGUAACAGCUUUUACAGAGUAAUACAGUUUAACAGUUCAAAAGCACUUGCGUCUGAGUGGUUGAACAGAGGUCUCUUGAUGUUGGAGGUCUGUGGAAGCACCAUCAGUCUGAAGAGCACACUAAAGGUUUCUGGAACGUUCCUGUGAGCUUCUUCACUUGCGUAGUUGGAGUUAACAGGCGUCGGCUCAGGCUUCCCCGUAUUGACUUCAGCUCUCUCACUUGUCCUCCUUCACCUGCGCCAUUCAUCAAGACACAGUUUCAUUAAAAUACACUUACUUAGGCGACAUUACUGGAAGCACAGAGGAGGUUUCUCAACCCUCAUCAGCUGACUUACAUCCUCCAUCGUAGCAGAGUCUCCUCUCCAUGCCCACCACCCAUGCCAUGCCUCUUGUUGUUUGUAUGCCAUAUGUUUUGCACAUUGUGUACAUAUUUAUAUAGAUGUAAUGCAUAUUUUUAUACAUGUGUAACAUCCAUGGGUUCUCUAUUUUGUAAAUACUCAAAAAGAUGUAUAUAAGUACUGUAUGCC
Molecule: messenger RNA, 8743 nt
Organism: Morone saxatilis (striped sea-bass)
Lineage: Eukaryota; Metazoa; Chordata; Actinopteri; Moronidae
Gene: mrtfba
Product: myocardin related transcription factor Ba
Exons: 15
Coding region: 1546-4716 (1056 amino acids)
Biological process (GO): smooth muscle cell differentiation
Source: RefSeq, a predicted model, not a curated record